Molecule: messenger RNA, 2942 nt
Organism: Paecilomyces variotii
Lineage: Eukaryota; Fungi; Ascomycota; Eurotiomycetes; Eurotiales; Thermoascaceae
Product: putative neutral/alkaline nonlysosomal ceramidase
Exons: 2
Coding region: 488-2779 (763 amino acids)
Biological process (GO): ceramide catabolic process; sphingosine biosynthetic process; long-chain fatty acid biosynthetic process
Cellular component (GO): extracellular region
Molecular function (GO): N-acylsphingosine amidohydrolase activity
Source: RefSeq, a predicted model, not a curated record
CGAUCGCUUGCUGAGAUCAAGGAUGAUCUCAAGAUAAACUACCUACUCUACACCGUAGCCUGGCGCUACUUGUUCGUUUAAUAAUCCUUCUGGACAAGCACAUCAUCUCAGUCGACCUCCCAACGGGUUUGGGAAAAGGGUCGCGUGAGACGGUGUAUUUGCGCCAAUAAAGGCCGAGGGUCUGCGAAUUGGCCUGGCUUAUGCCCUGCGCGGUAGCAUUCACUAUCUCUCAGUUUCCUAUCAUUGGAUUUUUCGGGGGCGCUAUAGUCCGGCAGCCCUUUACUAGUGGCUAUCUAAUUCACGUCUCCUGAGGUUCUGACAGGGAAUACAGAUGGCAUGUGUUGGGCUAUUGUUCAUGCUGUAUCUGAAACAACAGUGAUUUUAAAGAAGAGCGGGGUCCGCCCAGUGGCAGCUUAGCUGCGCAAGAGGGCUUCAAUUUGUCUUGGUAAACGGCAAAGAAGUGUAUAUAAGCACAUACUAAACAACCAUGGCGCGUUUUGGGCUUGUCGCUGCGCUGGCAGGGAUAUUUCUCGGUGCUCUCGCUCUGCUUCAGCUGAUAUCAAUAGCCUGGGAAGGCCCGAAGUUGCCGCGUUUUGGAUAUGAUUCCCAUCGGGAAGGCAGAGAGAGCGGAUUUGCAUCUGAUGAUGGCGUAUUUUUGCUGGGCGCUGGAAAAGCGGAUAUCACAGGGCCAGUUGUCGAAGUUGAGUUCGGCGGUUAUGCGAUGUUGGAUCAGAUCGGGACUGGCCUUCGACAGAGGACGUACUCCCGUGCCUUCAUUGUUGCAAGCCCGGACAACCCAGAAGAUACUUUCAUCUAUGUCGUUUUGGACGCUUUAGCUGGUGACACAGCUGUACGGAAUGGGGUCUUGCAGGGCCUCGCAGACCUCGGCGGGGAAUAUGCUCGUUAUGGGGAGCGUAACUUGGCACUAACAGGGACGCACUCGCAUUCAGGACCAGGAGCUUGGUAUAAUUAUCUCCUACCUCAGAUCCCCAGUAAGGGUUUCAACAAAGAAAGCUAUCAAGCGCUUGUAGAUGGCGCACUAUUGUCCAUCCAACGAGCACAUGAGACUUUAACCACAGGAAGGCUGUCGUUUGGAUCCAUUGACCUGGAAGAUAGUAACAUCAACAGGAGCCCUUAUUCUUAUCUGGCUAACCCGGAGGAAGAGAGAGCCCGCUAUUCAGCUAACGUGGAUAAGACGAUGACUCUUCUGAGAUUUGACCGAGAAUCAGACAAUAAGACCACUGCUGUUCUGACGUUCUUUCCUGUGCACGGGACAUCUAUGUACAACAACAACACUCUGGCUACGGGAGACAACAAGGGAGUUGCCGCAUGGCUCUUCGAGAGAAGUGUUCGAAAAGACGCAAGGUUUGCGGAUGGCUUCGUUGCUGGGUUCUCCCAAUCGAAUGUGGGUGAUACAUCGCCCAAUAUUCUGGGAGCAUGGUGUGAAGAUGGUUCGGGUCUCCCGUGUCGAUUCGAAGAUAGUACUUGUGGCGGCAAAACGGAACAGUGUCAUGGACGUGGACCAUUCUUCCGUGAAAAGGACGAAGGCGCGAAAAGUUGUUUCGAGAUUGGACGACGACAAUACGCAGCUGCCAAGGAACUCUACCAGCAGUUGGAUUCGAAUCCAACUCGAAUUCUCGGUAGCUCUGCUGUUUCCUCCUUUCACGUCUACCAGGACAUGGCAGGCUACACGUUCCCGUCGCCGUUCAACUCUAGUAUACUCAAGACGUGUUCUGCGGCCCUGGGGUUCUCUUUUGCUGGGGGCACGACUGACGGACCGGGCGCAUUCGAUUUUACCCAAAACAAUACUGGUCCAGCGGAGAAGAACCCCCUGUGGUACAUUGCCCGUGGCGCAAUCCAUCAGCCGUCAAAAGAACAGCAAGAAUGCCAAGCACCUAAGGACAUCCUCCUAGAUGUAGGAGACAUUAGCGAGCCUUAUGCAUGGACUCCGAACAUUGUUGAUAUUCAAGUGCUCCGUGUCGGGCAACUUUUUAUCAUCGUCUCUGCGAGUGAGGCGACGACGAUGUCCGGUCGUCGGUGGAAGGAAGCUAUUGCCAACAGUUCGAAAACCAUCCUUUCAGUUACUGACCCCCUGGUGGUACUUGGAGCUCCGGCCAAUUCUUAUGCUCAUUACGUCGCAACGGAAGAGGAAUACGGCGUACAACGUUACGAGGGUGCAUCUACCCUCUACGGGCCGAAUGAGCUUGCAGCGUAUAUCAAUCUAACAUUGACGUACCUUCCAUACCUGGGCAGCUUUUCUGAAGUGUCAUCGCUACCAGCGAUUCUUCCAGGGCCCAGUCCGCCUGUCAACACGAACCGCUCCCUUAGCUUUAUCACUCCAGUGGUCUAUGAUAGUGCUCCAAUUGGAAAGUCCUUUGGUGACGUCGUUUCCUCGCCUUCAUCGGAUGUGACAUACGGUCCAGGGGAUAUUGUUAAUGCAACGUUUGUCGGCGCCAAUCCGCGGAACAAUUUGCGCCUGGAAUCCACCUUUGCAGCUGUCGAAAUCAAGGAUCCCGCCACUGGUUCGUGGCAUGUGGUGCGCGAUGAUAGCGACUGGAACUUGCUGUAUCGGUGGGAGCGAACCAGCACUGUUUUUGGAACCAGCGAAGUUACCUUGGAGUGGCAGAUCGAAGACGACUACUACAGUGUCGACAGUCCGCAGGUCUUGCAGAGCGGCACGUAUCGGAUGCAUUACUACGGUGAUGCAAAGAAUGCUGCCGGUAAGAUUCGGUCAUUUGAAGGAAUCAGUGGCACUUUUGUGGUGUCCACCAGAUCUUAGCUUUGUGAUUUGGUACUAUUUACAAGCGUGCUAUAUGGAUGAUAUAUACGAGACAUUGUUUUUAUUUGCUCUAUCAUUCGUUAUAUAUUGGCUUGGGCGUCCCAUCAGAACAACUUAUGGACCUAUAUUCACGAGAUACCUAUUUGGCUACCUGGUUGGAGAA